This is a messenger RNA of Punctularia strigosozonata HHB-11173 SS5, 1941 nucleotides long. RefSeq names its product phosphoglucomutase. The record is from RefSeq and is a predicted model, not a curated record. The coding region runs from base 25 to 1749 and encodes 574 amino acids. Gene Ontology annotation, molecular function: phosphoglucomutase activity; magnesium ion binding. Gene Ontology annotation, biological process: carbohydrate metabolic process. NCBI's taxonomy places the organism in Eukaryota, Fungi, Basidiomycota, Agaricomycetes, Corticiales, Punctulariaceae. The transcript is spliced from 7 exons. Gene Ontology annotation, cellular component: cytosol.
GUCCCUACUCAACUUUCGUCUACGAUGGCACACCAGGUCAAGGAGAUCCCCACGAAGCCCUACGACGGUCAAAAGCCCGGCACAUCCGGUCUGCGCAAGAGGGUGAAGGUCUUCCAGCAGGAGCACUAUACCGAGAACUUCAUCCAAGCCAUCUUCGACGCCGUACCUCCACAAGGCGCGACGCUCGUCGUCGGUGGUGACGGGCGCUUUUUUCUGAAGGAAACCAUUGCCAACAUCCUCAAGAUUGGCUCUGCGAACGGCGUUAAGAAGUUCAUCAUCGGCCAGAACGGCAUCCUCUCCACGCCCGCCGGAUCGCAUGUCAUCCGCAAGCGCAAGGCGAACGGCGGCAUCCUGCUGACUGCCAGCCACAACCCCGGUGGACCAGACAACGACUUCGGUAUCAAAUACAACAUGUCCAACGGUGGUCCGGCUCCGGAGGGUGUGACUAACAAGAUCUUCGAGAAGACCAAGACCAUCUCGCAUUAUAAAGUCCUAGAGGCUCCUCAGGUUGAUGUUUCGAAGAUCGGAUCCUUCUCAUAUGGACCUUCAGAAGUCGAGAUUAUCGAUCCCGUCUCUGAUUACCUCGAGUACCUCCAGGAAAUCUUCGACUUCCCUCUCAUGAAGAACUUCCUGCACAACUCUCCCCAAGCCGCCUCGUUCAAGGUCCUCUUCGACGGCAUGCACGGCGUCACCGGGCCCUACGCCAAAGCCAUCCUCCUCGGCGCUCUCGGCCUCCCGGAGAGCUCCGUCCAGAACUGCGAACCCCUGCCCGAUUUCGGCGGAGGACACCCUGACCCCAACUUGAUCUACGCGCACACUCUCGUGGAGGCCGUCGAGAGCGCGCAUAUCCCGUUCGGUGCGGCCAGCGAUGGUGAUGGCGACCGGAACAUGAUCUACGGCGCCGGUGCGUUCGUGACCCCCGGUGACUCCGUUGCGAUCAUCGCCGAGUACGCGUCGGAGGCGAUCCCGUACUUCAAGAAGGGCGGCGUCAAGGGUCUCGCACGUAGCAUGCCUACCAGCGGUGCCAUUGACCUCGUAGCCAAGGACAAGGGCGUCGAGUGCUUCGAAGUUCCGACCGGUUGGAAGUUCUUCGGCAACCUCAUGGAUGCCGGGCGCCUAUCCAUCUGCGGCGAGGAGUCUUUCGGAACCGGCUCGGACCACGUCCGCGAGAAGGACGGCGUUUGGGCUAUCAUCGCCUGGCUCAACAUCCUCGCCUACGUCAACGAGUCUCAGACGAAGGUGCAGGGCGGCGCGCCGGCCGUGAUUGGCAUCAAGCAGCUGCUCGAGAAACACUACGCCAAGUACGGCCGCAACUUCUUCUCGCGGUACGACUACGAGGAGGUUAGCUCCGAGGGCGCGGCCAAGCUCGUCGAUAAGAUCAACGCGCACAUCUCGAGCGGCGAUCUCAAGGGGAAGAAAUUUACGAGCCCGAGUACCGGCACCGAGUUCGUUGUCAAGGAGGCGUUUAACUUUGACUACACGGACCCGAUCGACCAUAGCGUGAGCAAGAACCAGGGACAGGUCGUCCGGUUCGAGGAUGGCAGCCGGAUCGUCUGGCGGUUGAGCGGAACGGGAAGCCAGGGCGCCACUGUGCGCAUGUAUGUGGAGCGCUACGUGCCUGCCUCUGCUGGCCCCGCUGAGCUCCAACGGGAUACUGCCGAUGGCCUCAAGGCUUUGAUUGAGGUCGCUCUCGAGAUUAGCAGCCUCAAGGAGUUCUUGGGCCGCGACAAGCCGACCGUCAUCACUUAAUUCGUGGAACGACACGGGGUAAUUCGGAUAUAAAGUGUACCAUAAUCUCCUAUACUUGUGGAUCUCAGUAGCAUACGGCAUAUCUGCUUUGCGCCGAUUUGGGCCGCAGGAGCUUUGAGGAGUUCACAUGUCACGCUGUCACAAUACGCGUUCAUCCGUUCCACGCAUCACGAAUGAAGAGAUGACGACCCG